Molecule: messenger RNA, 2281 nt
Organism: Octopus bimaculoides (California two-spot octopus)
Lineage: Eukaryota; Metazoa; Mollusca; Cephalopoda; Octopoda; Octopodidae
Source: RefSeq, a predicted model, not a curated record
AUUUGAAGUUAUUUCUCUAAAAGCAGCGACGAGAAAAAAUGGAAAAUCAAGAAGUAAUAGGAUUUCACUACGAUUAUCAAUACUAUCAAUUGUACGUUGAUGAGCAGGCACUGUUUCAGCCAGUGUUAACAGAAGCAAGCGUACAAUAUGCUGUUUUCGAGGCAUCGAACAUCGAUUACACCCAACAAUAUUCGAGUAAUGGAAGAAGUACCAAAUCAAGUAAUGGGAAGACAUAUGCCAACCAAAAUCGUUCAUUAAACCUAAAAUAUCACCCAUUGAUGGAUACCCAUGAAUACGCUUUAUUUUGUAGAGAUUGCUUUCCUAUACAUGCAAAUAAAACUUUCCAGAGUCACCGAUGCCAACGCAAUAUUCUUGCAUUUGUUGAGAAAGGUACCCCAUAUUGGAAUCGUGUGCGUGAAUAUAUAAACCAAAAUGGUACUACUAAAAUUCCAGAACCUUGUAGAAAUAUAUGCUAUAAUGUGCCGGGUUCAUAUCACGAAAAUGAAGAAAAAUGUGUAUUUGCACACAAUCCACUCGAGAUUAAGCUUUGGCGGCAGGAAAUCAAAGGAAAAUUCAACGUUCAAUAUUUUAUCGAAUAUCAGCAGAAAACUAGGUGUGACAUCAAUUAUAUUAUUUCUACAUAUGGACAGAUGUAUGAAUUCAUUUGUAAAACCUGUUCAGAGAGAGGAGAAACCUGUAAAGAAAGUUCCGACAAUCCUUAUCAUUGCGCUGGUUCCGUUGCACAUUAUUGGGAAGCAACUAAAAUUUUACAAUGCUUCACACGAUCAGGAAUAUUUAAAAUUAGGAAGCCCUUCACUGUAAGAAAGGACGCAUUUUACUUAAUUUGUGAUUCAGUUGCUUUCUGUAACAACAUCCUUUGUUCUUAUGCUCACAGUCGAGUGGAAAGGGAUAUAUGGCGAUUAGAACGUGAUCAGGGAUUUACGCAAGAAAGAUUGGUGGAAUUUUCUAAUGCUUUGCAAUUCAGGGAACCAUCAGAUUGCAAUGAUCAACCGGCCAUGUUUUAUAUAGGGAUGUAUAACAAUUGCGAUAAUGCCGGCAGAGAGGGAAGUCUCGUUUCCAGUUUUGUGAAAGAUACUACAUUAUGCUUUAAAAAUGAACAAAAUCAGAAAUUAACAUUAGAGAAUGUCAGACUGCAUGAUAAGAUGUCAAAAAAUGGUAAUUCAUUCACGUUGAAUUUUGAUGAUGCAUCGUCCAAGAAAGCAAUGAUUCUCUCCUCUGAAGAUUUGGUUGAUGAAACAUUAUUCUUGUUAGGAAGAAAAGGAAAAAAUAAAACUAAAACGAUGUCACAUCGGGUAAAACUUUUCCGAAAAUCACAUUAUCCUGAGGAAAAUGGAAUGUUUGGGAAGGAAGUGAAUACAGGUAAAAAUGAAACAUCUCGAUCGCUUACUGCGAAGUCUUCACCAGCAUGCAAUGGGAAUUAUGGUGUGUGUAUCGGAACGAAUGAAAUCCCAAGAACUGUAACUUUACUCCGAAGACCAACUGAUGCUGAAAAUAGUGAAAACUCUGUUGAUUUUAAGAUUUCGAAUAACACAUUUGCUACAUCUGCACUUCAGGCACCCUCUUCUGCUGAAAAUGGAGCGGUUGAUCCGAAUUCGGUUGUUCUACAUGAGGGGCCUCAUAUUCCAAACCCAUAUAGAAGAUCAUUCUCAGUACCUGAAAAUAAUGAAACUUUGCUGGAACAUAAGAAUGCAAAAUACAGAACAGACACUACAAGUUCUUUUCUAAAUGGAUAUUCUUGCCUGGAGAAUAGAGCAACUGAUAAUGAGUGUGUAGGUCCUCAUAACGCGCGGCCUGGCGUAGAUCUGUUACAAAACCAAUCGAAAGAGAAAAACGAAAACGAGAGCAAUGAUUCAUGUAUGGUUGGGAAUGAGGCAUCCCUUCAUAUACAUACACAUCAGCAGGAGCCUACUGAUCAGGAAAAUAAUGCUUUUGAUGAUGGGGAAAAUAUUGAUCGUGAGGUAUUUAAUUAUGUACUUUUGGGAGAAAAUUCAACACAUUAUGUUGACGCUAUAAAAAGUAUAAUGGGCAGAGCUGAUGAAAUUAUCACUCCUGAUGAAUAUGAAGAAUUAUCAUCUAUCGGUGGAGAGGAAUACAGUAACGAUGAAGAACGUGCUUAUUGCAUGGAAGAGUCGUCAGCUUCCCCUAAUUCGGAAGACCUGGGUGGUGGUAGUUCGGAAGAAAGGUCAAGAGAUACCCCUGCACCAGAAUAGGAAUUACGAAUCGAAAGUAUACUGUAUGUGUACUAUAUACGCAAGACGAU